Messenger RNA from Salvia splendens (bonfire salvia), 2941 nucleotides. Its product is annotated as beta-galactosidase 8. Gene Ontology annotation, molecular function: hydrolase activity, hydrolyzing O-glycosyl compounds; carbohydrate binding. The coding region runs from base 335 to 2869 and encodes 844 amino acids. Gene Ontology annotation, biological process: carbohydrate metabolic process. The record is from RefSeq and is a predicted model, not a curated record. NCBI's taxonomy places the organism in Eukaryota, Viridiplantae, Streptophyta, Magnoliopsida, Lamiales, Lamiaceae. The transcript has 19 exons.
AAUCUCAUGCGCAUUCGAGCAGCAUUGCUGCAGAGGCUGAACCCAAAACGACGACGAAAACGUCACGUGGCGCAGCAGUAGUUAGCGUGCCGUCGCCGGCGCACGUUAGCUAUCUUCCGGAACUGUUUUUCAGUUAAUUCUUCGUCUGUUUCUUUCUCUUAAGACAAAGGAAAGCUAUAUCACAAAGGGAUAAGAAUACAAGUGCCGAAAGUAACAAAACCCCAAAUUAAAGAAAAAGAGCAGGAUUUCCGAUUUCCACCUUUAAAUAGCAGCCAAAAUCCGAAGGAAAGAAAUUAUAGGUGCUGUAUUUGUACAAGGAAAACGAGAGCUAGCAAUGGCGGUUUCGUUGUACGGCUUAUUUUGUUUGCUGUUGCUGACGACGACGUCGUUCUGUUUUGCCGCCAACGUGACGUACGAUCACCGCGCGCUGGUGAUAGACGGAAAGCGGAGGGUUCUCGUCUCCGGCUCCAUCCACUACCCGCGCAGCACUCCUGAUAUGUGGCCGGACUUGAUACAGAAAUCCAAAGACGGAGGAUUGGAUGUGAUAGAGACUUACGUUUUCUGGAAUUUGCAUGAACCAGUUCGCGGCAAGUAUGAUUUUGAAGGCAGAAAUGAUUUGGUGAAAUUUGUGAAGUUGGUGAAGGAGGCUGGUCUGUUUGUUCAUUUACGAAUCGGUCCCUAUGUCUGUGCUGAAUGGAAUUAUGGUGGAUUUCCUCUUUGGCUGCAUUUUAUACCUGGAAUCAAGCUCCGGACAGAUAAUGAGCCUUUCAAGGCUGAAAUGAAGAGAUUCACAGCCAAGAUUGUGGACUUGAUGAAACAAGAAAAUCUGUAUGCAUCACAGGGAGGCCCCAUAAUUUUGUCUCAGAUAGAAAAUGAGUAUGGAAAUAUUGAUUCUGCUUAUGGUGGUGGUGCUAAACCGUACAUAACCUGGGCUGCAACAAUGGCCACCUCACUGAAUACAGGAGUGCCCUGGGUUAUGUGCCAGCAAAAAGAUGCUCCUAAUCCUAUUAUUGACACUUGCAAUGGGUUUUACUGUGACCAGUACACCCCAAAUUCCAAUAACAAGCCAAAAAUGUGGACGGAAAACUGGAGCGGAUGGUUCUCUUCAUUCGGUGAUCCUCUGCCAUAUAGACCUACGGAAGAUGUUGCUUUUGCUGUUGCACGCUUUUACCAGCUCGGGGGAACCUUCCAGAACUAUUACAUGUACCACGGUGGGACUAACUUUGGUCGCUCGAGUGGUGGACCUUUCAUUACCACAACCUAUGAUUAUGAUGCUCCAAUUGAUGAGUAUGGCCUUCUGAGGCAACCAAAAUGGGGUCACUUGAAAGAUGUACACAAGGCUAUAAAACUUUGUGAAGAGGCAAUGGUGGAAACUGAUCCAAAAACCACAUCUCUCGGUUCAAAUUUGGAGGCUAGUGUAUAUAAAACAGAAUCAGGAAAGUGUGCUGCUUUUCUUGCAAAUGUUGGCACACAAUCGGAUGCCACGGUGAAGUUCAAUGGAAAUUCCUAUAGUUUGCCUGCUUGGUCUGUCAGCAUCUUACCUGACUGCAAGAAUGUGGUCCUCAAUACUGCAAAAAUAAAUUCAAUGUCAACUGUUACGAAGUUCGUUCAUCAGUCUUCAGAAGAUGGUGCUACAGAAACAGAUGCAUUCUCAGGUUGGAGUUGGAUCUACGAACCUGUAGGUAUAUCCAGUAAUAAUGCGUUCACAAAACCUGGGCUGCUGGAGCAAAUAAACACAACUGCUGAUCAAAGUGACUAUCUUUGGUAUUCUCUGAGCAUUGAAAUGAAAGGGGACGAGCCUUUUCUUGAAGACGGGUCUCAGGCAGUCCUUCAUGUGGAUUCUCUAGGCCAUGCACUUAAUGUUUUUAUCAACGGGAAAGUUGCAGGGGGUGGCAAUGGGCGAAACAGUAACCCUAAAGUCUCAUUAGAUGUUCCCGUAAGCCUUGUUCCGGGUAAAAAUAAUAUUGAUCUCUUGAGUUCAACAGUGGGAUUGCAGAACUAUGGAGCAUUCUUCGAUUUGAAAGGUGCUGGAGUUACAGGGCCAGUCCAGUUAAAAGGCCUAAAAAAUGGAUCUACGGCUGAUCUGUCCUCUCAGCAGUGGACAUAUCAGAUUGGUCUAAAAGGGGAAGGGCUAGGCCUUUCGACUGGAAGCUCCUCACUUUGGGUGUCACAGCCUGCCUUGCCCAAGAAUCAACCACUGGUCUGGUACAAGACAACUUUUGAUGCCCCCUCCGGAAGCAGCCCGGUGGCAUUGGACUUCACAGGACUUGGGAAGGGUGAGGCAUGGGUAAAUGGACAGAGCAUUGGGCGUUAUUGGCCUACUAAUAUUGCCUCAAGCAAUGGCUGCACCAACUCUUGCAAUUACAGAGGAUCUUACAGCUCUAACAAAUGUCUGAAAAACUGUGGGAAGCCUACUCAGCUGCUGUACCACGUGCCCCGUUCGUGGCUAAAGCCAAGUGGAAACUUGCUAGUGUUGUUCGAGCAGGCAGGGGGAGAUCCUACAAAGCUAUCUUUUGCAACUAGAGAGGUGCAAAGCAUAUGCUCUCGCGUCUCAGAGUCACACCCGAUUCCUGUGGAGACGUGGACUGCAGACGAGGAAACGAGGAAAAGGACAGGGCCAACUCUGUCCCUGGGUUGCCCUCAUCCACAUCAGGUCAUAUCUAAGAUCAACUUCGCCAGCUUUGGUACUCCUCAUGGAUCGUGUGGGAGUUUCAGCCACGGCCGAUGCAGCAGCGAAAGAGCUCUCUCCAUUAUUGAAAAGGCUUGCGUAGGAUCAAGAAGCUGCAGCGUUGGAGUAUCGGUUAAUACGUUUGGCGAUCCCUGUGCAGGAACUGCUAAAACCUUAGCUGUGGAAGCUUCUUGUGCAUAGUCUGUUACAAAAUAUGAAGUUGUUCACACAAUUAUUGAAACAAUAAAUAAAAAAGGCAACCUUUUCUUAGUA